Messenger RNA from Haliotis rufescens (red abalone), 2058 nucleotides. Its product is annotated as protein Ycf2-like. Lineage: Eukaryota; Metazoa; Mollusca; Gastropoda; Lepetellida; Haliotidae. The transcript is spliced from 3 exons. Bases 1 to 2058 code for a protein of 685 amino acids. The record is from RefSeq and is a predicted model, not a curated record.
AUGGGGGCAAUAACAAAUACAUUCUCCAGGAGUAACAAGUACCUCCAGAACAAGUACCUUCAGAACAAGUACUUCCAGAACAAGUACUUCCAGAACAAGUACCUCCAGAACAAGUACCUCAAGAACAAGUACUUCCAGAACAAGUACCUACAGAACAAGUACCUACAGAACAAGUACCUACAGAACAAGUACCUCCAGAACAGGUACUUCCAGAACAGGUACUUCCAGAACAAGUACCUCCAGAACAGGUACUGCCAGAACAAGUACCUCCAGAACAAGUACCUCCAGAACAAGUACUUCCAGCUCAAGUACUUCCAGAACAAGUACCUCCAGAACAAGUACCUCCAGAACAAGUACUUCCAGAACAAGUACCUCCAGAACAGGUACUGCCAGAACAAGUACUUCCAGAACAAGUACCUACAGAACAAGUACCUCCAGAACAAGUACCUUAAGAACAAGUACCUCCAGAACAAGUACUUCCAGAACAAGUACCUCCAGAACAGGUACUUCCAGAACAAGUACCUACAGAACAAGUACCUACAGAACAAGUACUUCCAGAACAAGUACUUCCAGAACAGGUACUUCCAGAACAAGUACCUCCAGAACAAGUACCUACAGAACAAGUACUUCCAGAACAAGUACCUUCAGAACAAGUACCUACAGAACAGGUACUUCCAGAACAAGUACCUCAAGAACAAGUACCUCCAGAACAAGUACCUACAGAACAAGUACCUACAGAACAAGUGCCUCCAGAACAAGUACCUACAGAACAGGUACCUCCAGAACAAGUACCUCAAGAACAAGUACCUCCAGAACAAGUACCUCCAGAACAAGUACCUACAGACCUACAGAACAAGUACCUCCAGAACAAGUACUUCCAGAACAGUGAUAUGCUGCUCUGGUCCGGUUGUUAAAGUAGUCGGUGUUAUACUGGCUGACACCAUGGGGGAGAUUGACGUCAAUGCAGAGGUUCAUACGAAAUUAUUUGGGAGGAAAACAGUCAUUCUGAUUUUGUUUUCUGUGACAAUCACAACAUUGCUAUCUGUACACAAGAAACUAGAAGACAUGGUUAAUAAAACAUUGAGAAAUCAAGACAUCUACCAUGCAAUUCGAGCACGAUUUGAUCACCUUAAUUUCAACCUUCACCAAGUCUCCGGAACCGUCCCUCAAAACGAGGAGAAUUUUGAAAGCAUUUCUUUGACGAAUGUGUCCAGAUUUUCUACACCAUGGCGAAUUGAUGAGCUUGUGUUUCAUGAGGACAAAUCACCCGUUCUUGUCAAAGGAAACAUGCAUUUCGCUGACAAUCAAAGCAGAGGCAUUUUCUUUAACUAUCUCAAAGAUUUCAAUUUCUACAAACCAGUUUUGAACGCCGAGAAUAGGAAAAGACUGAUACAGACUCUAGAAGUGUUUGCCGACGUGUGUCUUAGGAACGGCAUACGUCACUUCCUGUUUGGCGACACCUUGCUUGGUUUGUAUCGGCACCAGGGAUUCGUUCCAUGGACAGGAAGUUCUCAUGUUUGUGUACACGAAUCUGAUUGGUUGAAAUUACGUUCUUCUCUGAUGGUCUUGCCUCAUUUCAGCACUGACGUGAUUGGGAACAAACCGUGGAAAUUUUAUUCCAAGGAAUAUCAAGCUAACCAUCCAGAUCCAUUUCCAUAUUUGGAUAUUUCCUUCUUUAGAAAAGACGUGUCCCAUAUAUGGUCAGUAAAUCCUUCAGCAAUGCCUUUGUUUCUGUAUAAGAAAAGUGACGUCUUCCCAUUGCAAUGGAGACCUUUUGAACAGUUGUCUCUACCAGUUCCACGUAAUAUGGAAUUCAUACUCAAAGAAUUUUACGGGAAUGUGACUGAUGACUGUCAUUCGGACAACUUUCUUGUUGCCAGCUACGUCAGGAAGAUCUCCAACUCGUUUGUCAACCUACCAUGCAAGUUUCUGCAUGCCGUCUACCCGUUUGUAUUUCGUAAAACAUCACGUGAUACACUUACUGAAGUCUUAAAGGUAGGACACACUGUGCUGAGUUCAAGAACAGAAAAAAAUCAUAUGCAUAAAAUAAAGCAUUAA